Coniosporium apollinis CBS 100218 is the source of this 348-nucleotide messenger RNA. RefSeq lists its product as uncharacterized. Gene Ontology annotation, molecular function: iron ion binding; 4 iron, 4 sulfur cluster binding; 2 iron, 2 sulfur cluster binding. Gene Ontology annotation, cellular component: mitochondrion. The coding region runs from base 1 to 348 and encodes 115 amino acids. Gene Ontology annotation, biological process: iron-sulfur cluster assembly. The transcript has a single exon. The record is from RefSeq and is a predicted model, not a curated record. NCBI's taxonomy places the organism in Eukaryota, Fungi, Ascomycota, Dothideomycetes.
AUGACCAUUACCCCGCGCGCGUCCCGCCGCCUCUCCGAGAUAACGCGCAAAGAUAACAAGCCCAAGACAUGCUUGCGGAUCUCCGUGGAAUCGGGCGGCUGCCACGGCUUCCAGUAUCUGAUGUCCCUUACGUCGACGGACAAGGUCUCGCGGGAGGAGGAUACGCUGUUUGAGGCGGACGAUGGGACGGAGGCCAAGGUCGUACUGGACGAGCCGAGUUUAGAACUGCUGAAGGGGAGCAAGGUCGACUAUACAAUGGAGCUGAUUGGGAGCCAAUUCAAGAUUGUGGAUAAUCCGCUUGCGACCAGUAGUUGUGGGUGUGGGACGAGUUUUGAUAUCAAGGCGUGA